GAUUUGUUGUUUUCUUUUCUUUUCUUUUCGCCUUUGAGUGAUUUGGGAAAAAAUGAAACCAAUUUCCUAUUCCGACAAAUUAGCGCUGCUACGACGCGAUCGAUGGAUGUUGUGUUUUUCCUUUGGCAUUCGGUGUUCGAUCGCUGGAUGAUUCUUUUAUGAGCUACAUUCUCGUUCUCUCGUGGAGGGGUGAGGGGUAAGGGGGUAAGCGUACGGACGAAGCAGCAACCGCGAGACGUCAGUGCAUCCCACUCACGUGCACUCACAUCGCUUCGGGAACCGGUUGGCUCUGCUGAGAUGGGGCAGAUGAAAAUGGUGCAAUUUUCACUGCAGUCGCGAUGAGCCCGUACGUGGAAUGGUUCGCAGCCAAGCGAGUGUGUGCCGUUGUUUGUGUGUAUGUGUGCGUGGAUGGCGGUGUUGAAUAAAAGAAUAAGCUUGAAAGCUUGAGGAAGCAGGCAGCAAACAGAGCGAACGCUCCCGGGGAAAGUGCUUACCCGCAGGGUGGGUGUACAGUGUAAAGCCAGACCUCCGGAGUACUGUGAGUGUGUGUGUGUGUGUGUGUGUGUGUGUGUGUGUGUGUAAGGAAAAACAAAGCAACAGAAAAAAAACAAACAGGUAAAAGUUGGACAUCCUGAAGUUGGUUCGGGUUUUCGGCACCGUGGCCGACAGUGAGAAACAGCUCUCAAAACCCACUCACCACCACCACGCCGAUCACGUCAGCCUCGAAAGUAGGAAAAAGCGUGCCGAAAGCCUGUGCUGAAACGUUCAACCCCUCCGAGUAGUGUAAAAGUGUAUGUUGGUACAUGUGAGAGUGCCAGUGUGUGUGUGUGUGCAUUGUGAAGUAAAUUAAUUAAAAAAGUUAUAUUAAAACGUUCUAAAAAGGCAAAACCAAAUUAAUGUUGCACGCUGUUUUUCGGGCACCGGCACACGACGGCGCGGCGUGGGAAUACGCGUCAGGAUUUCCGUUUGCGAGUGUGUUGCGGUGCAGUCGAGCGAGAGCGGGGGCUGCUUGGGUGAAGCAGUGGCCGUAAACCCCCCUUGUUGUUUUUCCUUCGUUUACACCGCCAUCCCCAACCGGUGUCGGCGGUGCAGUGGCUGGAUGGAAAAGGGUUUUCAGCCCGAGUGUGAUUGCGGUUAGGCGGUUCAGUGUUCUCCGCUGGGAGUACGAGUGCGCGUUUGUGGAAUUGUGUGUGUGUGUUUGUGUGUAGUGCAUGUUUUUUAAUGAAGCAAUAGAAAAAGGUGUGUUUUGCCUGUGUCCGACAUGUGUACUGGUGCUUGGGGCCUGGUUCGGUUUGCACGGCAGAAGUGAACGAGCAGCAGCAGCAGCAGCAGCAGCAGCAACGGCAGUGAUUUGUUCAGAGGAAAGAAGAAUGCGUAUUUGUUAUGGUGGUCUGUUUUGUGUGUGCAUGUGUGUGUAGGAGCUUUUGGUGUGAGUGAAUGCUGAUUGAAUCAUGACUAUCAUUUUCAUCGCUGUUCCGGUUCGUUAAGUGGCAAAAUAAAUCGACGACUCGUUUCUUUGGGGGAAGCUUGGGAAACAGACACAGCGAGCAGGCAAUGGCAGUGGGCCGUUGCUGAACGACUGAGUUUGCGGGGAUUCGUCUGACGCUUUUGAUUAGGAUUAUUGUUUGGGAGAGGCGAGAGUGUGCAGGUGGAGACAGCUUGCAACGAAGUCAGCAAGAAGCGGAAGCGAAUAGCGUCACCAUGGGCAUCCCGACCACCGUACGGUCCUGCGCGGACCUCGUUAGCAUACUGCUGCUCGCUGUGAUACAGACCGGCACGCUCGGCUGGAAGCUGGAUAAUCGAAACAUCAUGUACACUAAUCAGGACAUCUCGUACGAGUGCCCAAUCAACACCAUGUGCCGGUGUGCGAGUUUGCCGAACGAAACCGCACUCCUCGAGAUCAAUUGCAACGAGGUGUCGCUGUACAAAUUUCCCGAGUUUCUACACGGGACGAUAAAGCACAUCGACAUGUCACGCACCUUCAUCCACAACGUGGACGACGAAACGUUCCAGGGGUUGCGGCUCGAGUCGCUCAAGCUGGUAGACAACAAAAUACAGGACAUUUCGGAAAAGAGCUUCAACUUCAUGCAGCAUUCGCUGGUGUCACUGGAUCUGUCCGACAAUCAGUUACAGGGACUACCGCUGGAUUCACUAAAAAAUGUCCACACGUUAAGCCGAUUAGUAGCUCAGCGAAACAACAUCCACCAUCUCGAUGGGAACUGGGGCGGGCUGGCAGACUCGCUGCGCAGCCUGCACAUUUCGGGCAACUCCAUCUCCGAGGUAUCGUUCUACACACACGACGAGAAGCGUCAGAACCAUACGGCACCGAACUCGCAGGCAUCGAUUAUCAACGCGAAACAGUUCUCGCAAUACCCGCCCGGUACGCCAGGGAUGGGGCAGCAGCAGCAGCAGCAGCAACAACCCGGUGCCACGGCGCUCAACGGGCUGCAGCAACAGGGCAUCAAACCGUUCGCCAAGCUGAAAAAGCUCGUCUGGCUCGAUAUCAGCUCGAACCGUAUCGCGCACAUCAGCCCGAACACGUUCCCCAAGUCGCUGGUAACGAUCGAUCUUUCCAAGAACAUUCUUUCCCAAUUCCCGACCGCCUUCCUCGAGCAUCUGCACGAUCUGCGCGUGCUGUCGCUGAAGGAUAAUCUGAUAGCGAAGCUGGACGGUAGCCCCGACCCGGCCGGCCCCACCCGGAUACGGCUCGAGAAGCUCGACCUUAGCCUGAACCUGGUGGAGGAACUGCCACCCCUGCUGUUCAACGGCAGCGUGCGUAUAAAGGCAAUUAAUUUUGAUAAAAAUUUCAUCCGCCACCUCGAGGCCGACACAUUCCAGGGGCUGAACAUCGUGCACAUGGUGCUGGCAUUUAACUUCAUCGAGUCGAUUGACGAUGGUGCGUUCGGUUCGCUGGAAAACAGCUUGGAGUAUUUGGAUCUGGAGCGCAAUCGGUUGACGGUGGUGCCGGCCGCCAUUGGGCGAUUGAAUCGGUUGCGCUAUCUUUACUUAACGUCGAACGAGCUGACGCACAUUCCCGAUCAGCCCGAGGCACUGCUGCCCACUACGCUGAAGGUGCUGUCGUUGAGCGGGAAUAACUUUACCGCCAUCCCGGUGGACGCUCUUUCGAACUGUACCGAGCUGUCGUACCUUAACAUGGGCUACAACAAGAUCGCAGACAUCGAGGAGAAUGCGUUCGCCGGCUGGGGCUCGAACUUGCAGACGCUGCUGCUGCGCAACAACAAGAUCACGAGCCUCAACUAUGGUGCGUUCAAUGGGCUGGAUACGAUCAAAGAGAUCAGUCUCAGCUUUAACGACAUCCACUACGUCCAUCCGAAUGUGUUUGAUAAUGUUUCCUCGACGCUUAAGAUUCUGGAGCUGUCGUUCGGUAUCUACCGUGAGGAGUAUCCGGGCGAAGCGUUGGCCGUGCUGACUGAACUAAUGUGGCUCGGGUUGGACAAUAACAAUCUGAAGACGCUGCCGGACGGUGCACUCUCAACGUUGGGACAGCUAACGUACGUCAAUUUGGCGUUCAAUCGAAUCGUUGCCAUACCGCGAUGGCUCUUCCGGUCGGACAUUCAUCGAAACUUGGUGGAGAUUGAUCUUUCGUUCAACCAGCUCGAAGACUUGCCGAGCGCAACCUUCGACAGUUUGGAGCUAAUACAGAUUAUCAAUCUAUCGUCGAACAAACUGCGCACGAUGCAGAAGAACGCACUGCACGAUCUGCCGUACCUGACGUACGUGGAUCUGUCCUACAAUGCGCUGCAAAAUAUAACCGAAGGAGCGUUUAGCUAUCUACCCAGCCUGCUGAGCGUGGACCUGAUGCAUAACGAGCUGGCCACACUGUCGCUGAAAGUGUUUCGCCAAGUGUCGAACGCAACCACUCCGAUGCGGCUGAACAUUAGCAGUAACGCGAUCGAGUUUCUGGAUGGAGACGUUAACUCACUGCUUUAUGUGUACUCGCUGGAUGCCAGCCACAACCAGCUGCAGGACACGACCGUGUUUCGUGCGUUGGCCUUUUCGCUCCGUAUACUCUACCUGAACUGGAACAACUUCACCACGCUCGGCAACCAUGCGUUCGGGGACCUGCAGAUACUGGAAAUACUGAACCUGGCGCACAACAACAUCAGCUCACUGCGGCGGCGCAGCUUUGCCGGGCUGAUGAACCUGCAGGAGUUCGAUCUGAGUCACAAUCGCAUCGAAAGCUUGCAGAUUGAACAGUUUUCACCGCUGAAAAAGUUGCGCCUGCUGCGCCUCAACAACAAUCGAUUGCGUACGAUACCGCGCGAUACGUUCCUGAAUACGCGCAUCGAGUUUUUGGACCUCUCGAACAAUCAGUUUGUGGCGUGGCAGGCAACGGCAUUCGCGGACAUUGGGUUCACGCUGCGUUCAAUACAGUUCGACAACAAUUUGCUGGAGUUCCUAGAUCCGUACAUGUUUACCAGCACACAGUUCUUGUUGGAGCUAAAUCUGGCUGGAAACUUGAUAAAACUCAUCCCUGAUAAUGCGUUUGCAAAUCUGAACAAUUUGACAGUGCUGGAUCUGAGCUACAAUCAGCUUAUGCCGGUGAACUUCCGCGAGCUGUUCGUGAAUGUGCCGCGCCUGCGAGUGUUGAGCCUCCGGUCGACGGGGAUCUAUCGAUUGCCGACUCUGGCGCUGCCCCAGCUCGCCUCGCUGGACGUUAGCAACAACAACCUGCAGGAGAUCGACUCUCAGGAGGAGCUGUUUUUCCUUCGCGAGCUGCACAUACAGGAGAACAAAGUCAACAACAUCUCGAACCUGCUGCGCAAUCUACCCCCUGCCCUGCGCGUGCUAGACAUCUCGCGUAAUCCGAUCCGCAAGAUCUCGUUUCACGAUUUUGCACUUUCUCGCCGGCUCGAGGAGCUGUUCAUCGAGGACAUUAAAAUCGUGAACCCGGACAUCUUCAUCAAGCUGCACAAUCUGAAAAAGUUGCGCAUCAGCGCACAGCACAACUUCAGUGAGCUGGUGUCGAAGUUGCGCGGUCUGCAGGAGCUGUACGUCACCAUCUACGACGAACAUCUGGGCGAUGGGCUGUUUACGUCGCGCAUGCACGCCAACACGAAGCUAAACGUGGUGGAAAUUACGGGCCGCAGGUUGGUGUCCAUCUCGAGCAAUGCCUUCCAGGGGUUGGCGCGGAACCACGAUCUGAAGCUGCGGAUACGCAACACCAUGGUGAACGAUUUGCCGCCGGGCGUGUUCUACGCGCUGAAGUACAUCCCCCGGCUGAGCAUCGAUCUGUCGGACAAUCUGCUGGCGGCGCUCGCACCGGACAGCUUCUACCCGAACGCCAGCUCGUGGGAUGCGGUGGGGACGCGCAGCGUCAUCGGCGGGCUGGACGUGUCGAACAAUCCGCUGCAGUGCGAGUGCGGGUUGGUGUGGCUGGGGCACUGGUUGCGGCGCUGGUUGCGCGAGACGGCGCAAGUCAACUUGAUUCCUAAGGACGAAAUGAAGCAGAUGAUUCGUCGAGCUAAAAGGAGUACCUGCACGGAUCCGCUCACCGGGAAGCGCCUGCCGUUCCUGGAGAUCUUCCCCGAGGAUCUGCUGUGCCACGCCAGUGCCCUGAGUAGUUUAGCGUUGAAGUUGCGCUUUCGGUUUAUGUUGCUGUGUCUCAACAUGCUGCUAGUGGUGCUGCACAAAUCACGAACGUUGGUACUGUAAUUUCGGUUCGGCUGACAGUAUCAAAAAGCGCUUCAUCCCCCAUCCCCGGACAUCCGCACAUCCCUUUGUAACAGCACGGAAUACACUCCCUCCUCUCCAUUCCCCUGGUUCAUCACUAUCUUCCCGCGGCAACAUGUGUACGCGUAGUGCCAACGCGCCAAGGAGUAGGUAAGCAUCGGUUAAGAACUGUCCCUAUUGGCCCACUGCUAAGCCAAUUUAAGGCUCACUAAUGUUUGACAUCGGAUGGGUGAAUGUGCUGAAGCAGCACCGACGCCAUCCAGCAGUAACAACAACAACAACGUUCAUUCAUUUUAAGCAUUUUUUAUCGUCCCACUGGUGGUACAUGAUUGUACAUAGUAGUAGAAUUGUAAAUUAUAGACAACAAAGUAAAAAAACAAAAACGCCCGUUUUGUACGAAGUACACAUUUCCAACACGUCACGCAUAUAGGCAGCCAAAAAUCAACAAAACAUAAAACAAAACCCCAACUGAUGCGUGCGUGACGGAGAGUGACAGACAGCAAUAUAGAACACGAAGAAAAAAAAUAUUAAGAAAAACAAAUUGUCCUACGAACUAAGCACAGAUAAAUGGCAGCAGUAGGGUACGAAAAAACAAACAAACAAGGAAACCUCCCCGCAAUGUGUAAAAUGUGUAAAUUGAGCAAAACGAACCUAGGUAAGAGAGCGCAGUAUCUCACACGUUUUGAUGAAUUCCGAUAGUAAGAUAUUAACACACAAAAAAAGUGCAACAAGCAGACGAAGAAACCCAUCCAAUCAAAACCACAUUCCAUCACGAUUGUAGGAGCUUCAGUGUAGGAUAUUAAGUUUUCGGGCACCAGUUUUGCACUCGAGUGAGAAAGGAAGGUAAUGGUACCUUCAAAUUGAACCAAUCGGAGGCUUAAAGUAGCAAGUUUAUGAAUGCGAAGGACACGAUGUAUUGAAAUCUUUUUAUUUUUCAUUAUAUUACUAACAUAAUUUAUAGAUUUCAUUUGCUUUUCGUUCAAUGUUUAAGCAUUGAUUGAAGCUACGGCCCGCUUAAACCUCUUCCAAUGCACACCUGUGCGAAACUGUUACAAUGCGCAGUUAUCGGUAGAUAAACAUUCUACCUAUAUGCUCACCGCAGCGAAUAAUGCCAUUGUAAGGAAAGUGCUUUCACUUCACAAACAGGCCAUAACAGUACAUACAAACGGUUGAAUGGUUCAGCCAUACCCACGGGUGAGUGAGUGGGUGGGCAAAAAAAAAGCGCCAACAACCUGUCAAAUGAAUUUGAUAAGCCGACACGUUUCGCCCCGUCAAUCAGCUAACAAUGAUGGCCCGAUGACCUCGCCGUUCUGACCAGAAGAAUUGCACCCGUAGUGCACUCACGCUAGCACCCACAUCCUGUCCCCCCCAAUACCCCCUGCGGCGCGAUAAUGUGUGUCGGAUCACAGCGAAAUGACAUAAUUAUGCAAUUUUCAGUCCAAUUACGAAAACACACAAACGGGACACAAACCUCGCUCCCCUCAAAGCUUUCCCAUUUCUUUCCUUGUCGUACGGGGAGCAGGACGCUCGGAAUGGGACCGGGAGUUUUGCACAGUUCGUGCACACGUGGAUAAAGAGAGAGAGAGAGACAGAGACAGCCAGACAGAGAGAGAUAGCAGCAUCGGGGGAAGGAUUCCAUUGAUUGAUAUUCAUAAUGAUCACACAAUUAUUAUCACACACUGUGUGUACGAUUAUAAUAAUGCCGGCCGCACAGCCGCACGGCCGUGGCUUUUAUCCGGGGGUAUGGGCUGAGAUGUUAAUUAAUUUGCCAUUGCUUCCGAGCCGCUCGCGUUCACUUUACUGCCAUUUUGUGCCCGUAGAAGCGCGCUGUAUAUGGGACUGUUUUGCUGUAGAUUACUGUUUUUUGUUCUUGUUGUUUCGGUGAUUCCACUAAGCAAUGAUAAUUAACUUUGAUUUAACUGCUAAUUGAAUACUAUAAUAGAUUGUUGCAUUUUUUAAGGUUUCUAAAAGCCACAUAGAUUCAAUGACAGCAUGGAAGUGAAGAUGACCAUUUAAUGUAAUGUGGGUGUCUGAAGAAUUAAAACGUUGAAAUGUUAUGUGUUAUGCUCCAAACCAGAAAUAAUUCAUUUCCUCAGCGAAAAAAUAAUUCUUUACCACCAAAUUAAACUCUCUUAACAACCUGGAUUCCAGAAUUUUGUUCAUAACUUCACACGCAAAAAUAUGGAGAAAAAAGAAACAAUAAUUAUAAAAAGGAUUUGAAAGUAGAGAUGAUAAUAUCAUUUAAUUUUUAUGAAUCAAUCAAUUAAUAUGAAGUCGCAAUAGAGAUUUUAAUCAUUGAUUCACUCUUUACAGAUCUAUGCAAAACAAUGCAUUUAAAACAUCGCUAUCUGAGGCUCAAAGUCUCUUUACAAUUAAAUAUAAAAGAAAAUCAAACAUCCUUUCAACUUUGCUCUUUUGGUACCUAACUUUCUAAAUCUCUGUACCACAUAACGAUUGGACUAAUAAUUCAUUAUUUUUUUUGCAUCCAAAUCACUCACUCUAACUCCAAUCACUCACAAUAACUAACUAAUUCUCUGCUCUUACUAGGGACUCGUUUUUGUUUGUUGGGUUCUUCCCUAAUAAGUUCUGAUAAAAGGCGGAAUGUUUGAGCCAUAAAAACAGAAUCAAAAGUGAAUAGAAUCACAUUUACUCUUCGUGCUGAGUUGAAACUAUAUAUUCGCUUGCACGAUUCAACUCACACGCUCUCUAUUUAGUGUGCACAUCUCUGUUUGAAAGAGUUUAAUUUGCUAAAGCUCAUAUUUUUCGGGUACAAAACAAGACUGGCUAGAAGAUCUUCAUAUUCCAGCAUAUUCCAUAUUCCAAAAAUUGAAAUAUGAAGAAACCAAUUAUUUCAUGUUUUAUUUACACAUAACAUGUUAUAUUUAGCGAAUUUCCAACCCAUAAUCAAAACUUCCUAUUUCAGAAUAAAUCUUAUUUUUAGUACACACAAUGACCGAAGACACCGAUAUGAAAGUUUUCUGGACAUUUCCUUAAUUAGUAUUCAUAGCAUUUGCCAAAACGUGUCCUCCCUGCCCACCUAAAUUGAAUGAUGGGCUUCCAAGGCUGAUUGGACCAUUAUUUCGCCUAUUACACUGUUACCACAUCACAUCACUUUCGCCUAACAAUGAUUGAUGGUGCAGAUUGUUGUCACCAAUCUGAUACUUAUUUAAUUUAUCAAGCAAACUUGCAGCCCUUUUUUCACAGCGACGUUUGCCACCCCCCAAUAAACACACGAAAGCGCCACACCUUAUUCACACAUCGUUGUGCGGUGUUGCGGUAUGAUCCCCCAAUUGACAGCGGCGUUUAGCGGCACAUAAUUUCAUAACUUCAUACCUAUCAAACCUUCCUAUUUACUUCCGUCGUGCACGUUUUCCUCAUAUGUGUGUGUGUGUUGCAGUGAGUAUAAUUAAAUUUCGAAAAUGGAUUUUCCAUCCAUUAUGAAAGGCCCCGGAACGGCGUCGUGUUUACCGUUGCGUAGGGCACCGAAAUUAUGGCGCAGCACACAAGAAGAAGAAAAAAAACGCUUCUCCACACAGUCCCAGGUACUCGAGCACUCGAGAUGCUGCGACGCGGGAAGGGGUGAAAGUGUCCGUGCACCCGUAGUGGAGUGGGAAUUGUUUUAUAAUGAAUGAAUAAUGUGUUCGCUGCCUUCCCUUCGAACCCAACGGUUUGCGGUUGCAAAUGGCAAAGAAAAACACUUUUCCAUCCAUCAAUCAAGCGGCGGCGCGUGUGUGUUUCCGUGUGGCGUCCCGUUUAUGGCGGGCGUCCUUUAAGAAUUCGAUCAUGCGUAAGACACACACACACACACACACACCAUCGAUAUGAGCCUUUGUCGGUGUCAGGUUGAACCGAGCUUGGCUUUUACGCGGCAACGAACGAAGGAAAAAUGAAGGAAAACCCAAAACAUGCAAAGCCUAAAAUCGUGCAAACCAUCAUCAUUUUUCAACGUUUCAACUCGACCGAGCCACGUACCGCGUUGGUGGAUGAUUGUACUUUCAUUUUCUUCCGAUUUUGCACGGUGAUGUUGACAGUCACAGGGGGGGGGGGGGGGGGGGUUCUUUUUUUCCUUUCGCCCUUCGCUUCACCGUUCCAUUGCUGUCAACCGUGUGGCAUGGCGUCACAUUUCUGAUUAAUACAAAUCACCGACAAAUUUCUCAAUUGAUAAACUUCACGUUUGCGUCAGACGACAGCCUGUAUGUGUGUGUGUGUGUGUGUGUCUGCCCCAAAUGCUAUCGCACAUUUGCCGCGAAUGCGAAAUGGCACACCAGCCACGCCAUUGGUACGGGGUAAAUUUGCCCCACGCCACGUACGGUUUGCAUGUGUGAAGGCUGUGUGAUGUGACAAUGACAGGUGAUGGGUUUCCGGUGGCGGUUGAAGGCUAAAUGUGGUGUGGUAUGAAAAUGGGCGCAAAAGAAAAAGUGGUAAAUCUCCAAUAUGAACCACUUCCUGUCGGUGGGGGGAACAUCGAGAGGAAACUGCUCCGAACCAACGCGCGGUCUAGACUAGAGGUUUGGCUGUUUGGUUUUACCUUUUUUUUUGUUCUCCAAACGGAGCCCAGCGCCUGUCAGGAGGGUUGGCGUCGAUCAAUGAAUCAUUUUACCCGUAGCGAGCGACCGCACCUUGACAGACAUGUCGCGCGCCGAUCGAUCGAUCGUAAAAACCGACAUCUACAUGUGGUUUAGACGUGUGUGUGUGUGUGUGUGUGUGUGUGAGAGUAUAUAUGCUCCAGAUACUCUACUGAAAACUCUCGCUGGAAAAGCCCGGUGCAAUCGAGUCCUGUGGCGCGUAAGGAGCGAAGUGAAUUUUAAUCUUUGGAUGUUUUUGGAGCCUCCAUUCCCCCCUACCGCACGCUUGGCGUACCAUCCAUCAUGUGUGGUUCAUUCGGCAAGGGAAGGUUCCUUCCGCAGCCGGCCUAAUCGAAUCACCCUGAACGAGCGCUCGUGGGAUUGUAGGGUACGUGUCAGUGAAAGGAGAACUAAAUUAUGCUCCCUUUGCCAUAUCCAUUGUUGUGCCGAAUGGGGGAAAUGGAAGAAAGUACGAAAAAACGGUACUCCUGCCAAUCAUUCAGUCACGAAACCAGGCCGCACACAAUGGACGCUUUUGCUGGACCCCGGGAAAGGUCAGGCGAGAAAGAGAGAUCUAUUGCGGUUGUUCGGUGUAGGGCGGUACGCGUGUAUUUGAAUGUUGUUGUUAAGGCAAAAGGACGAAGACGACGACGACGACGACGACGACGGUGUGCGGUUGCGUGCCGUGCGUGCCAGUAUACGCUUUGUUCCGAGCCAUGUCUUUUCCGUCUUUUGUGAAUGGAUGUGAUUUCCCACGAUAAGGUGCUUCGAUGAAGUGGAUAUUGAGCGAAAGCGGGGGGGUUUUGUGAGAGUGCGAGUGAGUGCGUUUAAAAACUUUGAACGUUUGCCCUGAUCGGUUUCCAUGUCAAACCAUUAUCGCAAAUGUUGGUAAACAUUAUUCUAUUUAAUCAUUUUGUCGUAGAACAACAAGUUAGGAUACUGCUGCGGCCGCUUUUGAGGGAAAUGCCGGCUUAGGAUUGAGACCGAUAUAGGCUCGGGAUUAAUGCAUGUUCCAACAUAACGUCAAGACUGUAAUACGUCCGGUCUUAGCUCCAGUUCCGGAAUUAGUUUGCAGCCCUGCACAAGACGGUAUGCAAGAGGUACAAGUCCUACUAUCAGGUUCAGUUUAAGUUCCGGUAUAAUUGGGAUAUGUUUGGAAGAGUUCCCAAUAUUGUUCCUAAGACUGAGCUAACCUACCUUACAACACAAAAUAGAACCGAACCAUUACUCUGAAGCUAAUAGGUCUACAAAUUAUUGCGCAGUAUGCGAACGAUAUAAAAGUUUGCUUUUGUUUAGUUUGAAUAAAGCUCAGUUUUAUAUCCAUUUAUGAAAUUAGUUAAACUUAAUAUUGAAGUAUUAACUCGAAAACAGCACAAACAAACUUCAGUAUGCUUUCGCAAUGAUGAUUGAUUGUUGAUUAUAGCAACAAGCGUGGCCUUAUUUCUCUUUGUGGUGCAUACUAUCACAAGCGUACAGAACUUAUCCACACUUAUCGUACAGUGCUCAAGACAAAGACACUUAAGGUGGAGAAAUAUUCCACCCCAAACCAAGGCAUAUUAAAACGUACUCUGAAGACUUCAUCACUGCAUGUAAAUUAGUUGAACUUGAACGAUUCAAGGAACUUUACUCCAAAUCAGGACCACAAACCGCUGCUCUCGACGUAAGCCUGCAACCACUUUCCAAAGUGAAAAGAGCACUAAUUUGCUGAAUAAAUGCAUCACAAAACAUCAAUGGGAAACAGUUUACACACUGUUUCCUACGCUACCCAUGCAGCGUGCUUUGUACUAGCGCCCGGUACAGAACUCCCAAAGGCGGUGCAACAAACAACGCUCAACAAAUUAUCGACCGGAAAUGGAAAUUUCCAACAGUGGUUUAACAACUCGGUUGAUUUCCUUACGUCAAGCUGACACCCGUACGGAAAGGGAACGAGUCACCCGACGGCCCGGGUGUCGGAAGGAAUGGAGCAGCACUACACUAACCUACGAACCUGCUGCGUGUGAUUCGCGUCGUACACCCGUAAACUAUCUGCAAUGCUGGCGUACUCGGGAGCCCUUAAACUUUGUGCCUGCAAAACAAAAAAGGAAUGUGAAUAUAUACACACACCCCAUAUUAAAUAUUAAAGCCCUGUAGACAGCGAAACUCAAACUCAUUACGGCAGAGUAAUCCUGGCGCGUUUGGUUGAGAUGGGGACGGGCGGGCAACGUUAAGGGACGUGGGCUUGGGCGCUUGACUUCAAUACCAUUGUCAAAACAGCACAAAACCUAACCCUGACGCCCUAGGUGGUGGUAGUGGUGGUGGUGGUGGUAUUUUGACCUUACAGGACUCAUUUCAAUGCCAGCCCGUGCCAGACGGUAUCAUGGGUGUGCCACGCUUCAAUGAACCAUCAGCAAGGAAGCAUGAUCCCGUCACUUCCCUUCCUAAUCCACACUGCUCUCUCUCUCUCUCUAUCUCUCCCUCUAUUUCUCUCUCUCUCUCUCUCUCGCUGUCACACACACAUAACAACACACACUUCUCCGUACUUCUUGACGCCCUUUUAUAACACGCAGGUUCAAUGUGUAGCCCAUGUUGGGUGGGGGCCAGACCGGGGCCGGUUAGUUGGUGGAAAAUGACGUCCCCACAGUAAAUGUCGACUGUUGUGAAGUGAACGCUAUUCACAGUGGGAUUAUCCUGCCCCAUGAAGUGCAUCGCAUUACACGUCAAGCGUUGCGAGCAAGUUCUACGAACUGCAUCAACUGUAUCAUGCUAGCGAUAGAUCUAGUAUGGGAAGAAAUUUUGAGAGCAGAAAGUAUAGAGUUAAUCAUUGCCAACUUAACACUAAAGGUUAAAAAUUGGAGUCAUUUCUUAAAUAGAAGCAGAUUGUAGCUUCUUUUCAUCUUUCUUCGCGGGUCUGUUUUAGUAUAUUUAUACUUAUUUUUCCUUUACCAUCUAUAAUUUUGAGGCUUCUCGCUUUGGAGGUUGAUUUUAUAUCUUUUUCUAAUAAAUCUCCAGGUCUAACCUUGGCAUAAGCAUACAGGUAGGAUACAUUAUAUUAUGCCAUCUGCCUGAAGGGAAAAGUGAGAGAAUUCAUCAAACAUUUCCUGAAUUCAAUUCCUAUUUGCUUUUACCAAAAAAAAAAAAUGUUUUUUACAAAUACAUCGUGUCUCUGAGCAAAGCAUUAGCUAAGAAAAGGAUAAAACGUGAAGGGUAACACAUUACUAAAGAGAGCAGAAACCAGUUCGUCAGUCGCGUUAAGGACGUACACGUACGGGACACUCACGCAUCCACUACACGAAUGAAUUGUGAUAUAUUUUUAUACGAAAAUCAGCGUGAUUGAAUGAGCAAGAAAGCAUAACGGUAGCCAAUUUGUAAGGAACGUUCAAUGUGUACGGCAACGAAGAGCAAACUACAGGAAAGGAUGAAAGUAUUGAUAGUAUGACUUAUUUGCAUUUUUUUUGGAACGUAUCUAAAGUUGGGUGAAUCUAAUAAGUUUAAAGAAGUUUAAUUUAAAAGUGAAAAUCGAAUUAAACACUAAUCAUAAUGUUGAAAUCCUUACAAUCUGUAUCCAUUUUCUCCAAAAACAUAGAAAAAUCUUUAACCGGUAUAAUUAGUUUAAAAGACAUUUACAAAGUAAAACAUUAUAGUUGAUAAGGAAAGGAUUAUUUGUUCCUGCAACAUGAGAUAAAUGAGAUAGUAUUAUCAGUUUUAGUAUACAUGUUUACUAUCAUUUGAUAUUUAAUUGCUGUUAUGUAGUGUAGCCCCCUACCAAUCAGGACUGAUGUGAAUAAUUUAACCAUAGUCUAUCGUUGCUUAAAUGUGUUUUGUAUUUGGAUGUGAACGUUGUAAAGUGGUGGGCAAAAAUUUAACGAAACUAGAUAAUGAACGAACGUAAGAUUUUAGAUAAUGAAAGCAAACUGAGGCAAAAGCUGCUAAAUUGUUUUAAGCAUAAGAGUCACUGCAGAGUUUACGAUCGUACCAUAGCAAAAACCAACUAACGCACUUAGUGACAGUAGUAUAGAAUUGUUUUUUUUUAUAGAAAUACACCGAACCGAUCGAUCCGAUAGGAUUGAGAUAAAACACAACAAAAGAUCACAAACACAAACAAGUCGUAGUGGAGCCAUUAUUGUUUGACGCUCCAAGCACACCACACUCAGCAGGAUGGAAUUGCACCAUCAUCGAUAAUGCUUGUCUGCAAAAGAAAAGAAA
Anopheles merus is the source of this 14441-nucleotide messenger RNA. Its product is annotated as protein artichoke-like. The record is from RefSeq and is a predicted model, not a curated record. NCBI's taxonomy places the organism in Eukaryota, Metazoa, Arthropoda, Insecta, Diptera, Culicidae. Gene Ontology annotation, molecular function: transforming growth factor beta binding. Gene Ontology annotation, cellular component: cell surface. Gene Ontology annotation, biological process: transforming growth factor beta receptor signaling pathway; immune response. The transcript is spliced from 7 exons. Bases 1702 to 5676 code for a protein of 1324 amino acids.